UACAUAUUUACAGUCCUAUAUAUGCGUAAAUAAUCUCCCAGCUUCGUGUCUCUGUGAUUUAAUCUCUCCUCAAUUAAUUAAUUCUAACAUUAUUAAAUUCUCCGGAUCUCCGAUCGGUCGGAGAUGAAGAUCAAGCUGGAUUCGCUCUUCCCGGGCUGCUUCAAGCAGAUGCGGCCGGAAACCAUGCCGGCGACGCCGAUGAAGCCGAAGAAGGCGGAGCCGGCCCCGGCGGCUAAACAGGCGUCGUCGUUUCACCAUAGAAGGAUCUCCGCGUCGGACUUCAGCUCCUCCGCGCUGUCGGAAGAUCUGUCCAUUUCUCUGGCGGGCUCCAACAUUCACGCGUUCACGCUCCAGGAGCUGCGCGUCAUCACUCAGAGCUUCUCCAGCGCCAAUUUCAUCGGCGAGGGCGGGUUCGGCCCGGUCCACAAGGGGUUCAUCGAUGAUCGGCUCAGACCGGGCUUGAAGGCUCAACCGGUUGCCGUUAAGCUACUUGACUUGGACGGCUCCCAAGGUCACCGAGAAUGGCUGACGGAAGUAAUAUUCUUGGGACAAUUGAGACACCCACAUCUUGUAAAGCUGAUUGGAUAUUGUUGUGAAGAAGAGCAUAGGCUUUUGGUCUAUGAGUACAUGCCAAGGGGUAGUUUGGAGAAUCAGCUCUUUAGAAGAUAUUCGGCAUCACUCCCAUGGUCAACAAGAAUGAAAAUUGCUCUCGGGGCAGCCAAAGGUCUGGCCUUCCUCCAUGAAGCUGAAAAGCCUGUCAUUUUUCGCGACUUCAAGGGAUCCAACAUCUUGUUAGACUCUGAUUACAAUGCCAAGCUCUCAGAUUUCGGACUUGCGAAGGAUGGUCCCGAAGGCGAUGACACUCACGUCUCGACUCGUGUGAUGGGCACCCAGGGUUACGCUGCCCCCGAAUACAUCAUGACCGGGCACUUGACCCCCGCGAGCGAUGUGUACAGCUUCGGAAUCGUGUUGCUAGAGCUUCUAACGGGACGAAGGGCGAUAGACAAGACCCGGUCACACAGAGAACAAAACCUGGCAGAUUGGGCCCGCCCGCAGCUGAAGGAUGCCCGGAAGCUCCGGCGGAUAAUCGACCCGAGACUCGAGGGAAUGUACUCCGAGGAAGGGGCGCAGGCGGCGGCACUGCUGGCGUACGACUGCCUGAGCCACCGGUCAAAGUCCAGGCCGACGAUGAGCGCGGUGGUCAACACGCUUGAGCCUUUGAAGGAUUACAAGGACGUCUCCAUGGCCACCUUUGUCUACACCGCCCCAUCGGCGCAAAAAGAGGCCAAAAAGGAGGGCGGGAGAGAUCAAGCGGCGGCCGGGGAAGACGAGCCCAAGGAAACGGAGAAAGGGAAUGACGACCGCCAUGGCCGCCACCGGCAAGAUCAUCAACAGAAACACAAAGUAGUAAGGCCGAACCAAUCUCAUUUGCAUCAUCAAGUAAGGAGUAUAUGAUUAUAAGAGAUUUGUAUAUCGAAAUGUACAUGAUGCGGAAUUUUUAUUACUUGUUAUAGUUAUUGACGGGUUUUUGUAUCAAAGUAAAUGUGGGAAACAAGUAUUAAGGCCUGAGUUUCAUACAAAAAAUGUUUAGAUUUUAA
Molecule: messenger RNA, 1598 nt
Organism: Cuscuta campestris
Lineage: Eukaryota; Viridiplantae; Streptophyta; Magnoliopsida; Solanales; Convolvulaceae
Source: the annotation of a GenBank genome assembly